Molecule: messenger RNA, 534 nt
Organism: Symbiodinium necroappetens
Lineage: Eukaryota; Dinophyceae; Suessiales; Symbiodiniaceae
Source: the annotation of a GenBank genome assembly
AUGGCCGCUGCUGGGGGAUUUGGCCAGUGGCGAGGUGCUGCUGCAGGUGCGGCAGCGAGCCUGCUGGUCACGUGGUUGCUGUCACAGCCACAGCAAGUUGCAGCUGACCGGCUUGCUGCACACUACCUGCUGCCAUACCUAUCAGACUCGCCUCCCAGCAGUCAAGUGACCGUGGAGUUCUGCAAUCUGUUUCGGAUUGUGGAGAAGCCCUAUUACGUCAUUUUCGCUUCAUGUUGGGUGUGUGCGCUGAUGCAGCAACUGAUCGACACUUCAAGAUACUACGAGGAGCGCCACGAGGAAUUGAGCAAAACGCAGAAAUGCUAUGUUGGGAUACAGCUCUUGACGCUCGUGAUGGAAACCUUGGCUAUCGUUGGCAAGAUUGACUGGCUUGCUGGCGAAAGCUUGUGGCACAUGUACAACUUGUAUGUGUAUGUCUUUGUGCACUCGUCCGUCUUUGUGCGCUCGAUCAUGAUGUCGAUGAUCAUCUGGGACUGGCUGCUGGCACGCCUGCUGGGUCGGCCAGUCUUCGGAGCG